CCCCGGGCGGCCCCGGUGACCGCGCCUGUGAUCCCUGUGCUGCAGCAGCGGCCGGCGCCCCCGGACCUCCCCCGGGCCCCCCGCGCUCCGCGCCCGCCGCAGCCUGGAGCCCGCAGGGCAACGCCCAGGAAGAUCGCUUUUGAGGAUGAGCUGCCCUCCCAGACUCGCCUGAGCGCCGAGAAGCCCGUCCGAGCCAUCCCUGGUGGGCACGUGCCUGCCCGGCCUCACCCGGUGCCCGACUACGAGCUGAAGUACCCGGCGGUGAGCAGCGCGAGGGAGAGGAGGCGCUAUGCCGCCGUGUUCGAGGACCAGCGCGCGGAGUUCCUGGAGCUCCGGCGGGACGUGGGGCGCGCGCAGGCGAAGCUGCGGCAGCUGGAGGCCCUGCUCUGCGCCCUGCCCGCGCCCCGCAGCCAGGAGGAGGCCCAGGUGGCGGCCCGCGUCUGCAGGGAGUUUGAGAGGAAGCGGAGGGCCCCUGGCUUCCUGGACAAGCAGGCCCGCUGCCACUACCUGAAGGGGAAACUGAGGCAUCUCAAGACCCAGAUCCAGAAAUUCGACGACGGAGGAGGCAGCGAGGGCUCCGUGUACUUCUGAGCGUGCUGGCAGACAGGCGGGGACAGAGGG
Molecule: messenger RNA, 621 nt
Organism: Microcebus murinus (gray mouse lemur)
Lineage: Eukaryota; Metazoa; Chordata; Mammalia; Primates; Cheirogaleidae
Source: RefSeq, a predicted model, not a curated record